AGGUUCGCCUUCGUCGGCGCCGGCAAGAUGGCCGAGGCCAUGCUCGCGCCGCUGGCGAAGACCGAGAUCCUGGGCGCUCUGCCGGAGAUCACGUUCUACGACGUGUCCUGCGCCGUCGCGCAGCGCGUCGCGACCAAGUACCCGGCGGCGGCGCGCGCCGAGACGCUGGAGGCCUGCGUGGACGGCGCGGACGUCGUCGUCCUGUGCACGAAGCCGCAGAACUGCGACGCCGUCUUCGACCGGCUCAGGCCCCUCGUGGCCGACGCGGACCCCGUGCUCCUGUCCAUCCUGGCCGGCGUGCCCAUGCACCGCUACUACGACGGGCUGGGCCUGUCGAAGAUCGCGCGGUCCAUGCCGAACACGCCGGGGCAGAUCGGCGCGGGGGUGACCGUGUGGACGAAGAACGCGGCCGCGGCCUUCAGCGACGACGAGGUCGUGCUCUGCCGCGAGGCGUUGAAAGCCAUGGGCACGGAGAUCUUCGUCGAGGACGAGUCCUUCAUCGACAUGUCGACGUCGAUCAGCGGCUCGGGCCCCGCGUACGUCUUCAUGCUCAUCGAGGCCAUGGUCGACGCGGGCGUCCAGGAAGGCUUCUCGCGGGACAUCGCCACGGAACUGGUCCACCAGACGAUCCUGGGCAGCGUCCAGUACUCCAUCGCGUCGGGCGAGCACCCCGCGGUGCUCAAGAACUCGGUGACGUCGCCCGCGGGCACGACCGCGUCCGCGAUCUACACGCUCGAGCGCGGCAACUUCCGCACGGUCGUCCAGGACGCGAUCUGGGCCUGCUACCGCCGGUCUCUGGAGAUGGGC
Molecule: messenger RNA, 807 nt
Organism: Aureococcus anophagefferens
Lineage: Eukaryota; Pelagophyceae; Pelagomonadales; Pelagomonadaceae
Gene: P5CR1
Exons: 1
Biological process (GO): L-proline biosynthetic process
Molecular function (GO): pyrroline-5-carboxylate reductase activity
Source: RefSeq, a predicted model, not a curated record